Entamoeba dispar SAW760 is the source of this 600-nucleotide messenger RNA. Its product is annotated as peptidyl-prolyl cis-trans isomerase CYP19-4 precursor, putative. The record is from RefSeq and is a predicted model, not a curated record. Gene Ontology annotation, cellular component: intracellular membrane-bounded organelle. Gene Ontology annotation, molecular function: peptidyl-prolyl cis-trans isomerase activity. Gene Ontology annotation, biological process: protein peptidyl-prolyl isomerization; protein folding. Lineage: Eukaryota; Evosea; Mastigamoebida; Endamoebidae. The transcript has a single exon. The coding region runs from base 1 to 600 and encodes 199 amino acids.
AUGCAUUUCUUAUUUCUAUUAUGUGUUUUAACUGUUUUUGCUGAAAAUGAAAGAGGACCACAACCACCACCUAAAGUACAACCAAAAAUUACUAAUAAAGUGUUUUUAGAUAUUCGUAUUGGAUAUGAAAAAGUUGGAAGAAUUGUGAUUGGUCUUUAUGGAGAAAUAGUACCUAAAACAGUAGAAAACUUCAGAGCACUAUGUACAGGUGAAAAAGGAAUUGGAAAAUAUGGAAUGCCACUUCAUUAUAAAGGAAGUAAAUUUCAUCGUGUAAUACCAGGAUUUAUUAUUCAAGGAGGAGAUAUUAUUAGUGCAAAUGGACUUGGUGGAGAGAGUAUUUAUGGUGAUAUGUUUGAUGAUGAGAAUUUUGUAUUAAACCACACUAAGAAAGGAUUGGUUUCAAUGGCUAAUUACGGUGAAAAUACUAAUAACAGUCAAUUUUUCAUUGAAAUGAUUCCUACUUAUUGGUUGGAUGGACGACAUGUUGUUUUUGGUGAAGUAAUUGAAGGAAUGGAUGUUUGUGAAAAAGUUAUGAAUCAAGGAAAUCGUUCAGGAGAAACUACUAAACCUGUUAUAAUUGAAAAUUCAGGUGAAUUAUAA